AUGGGCGGCGGGUUCGAUUACAGCAAGUGGGACAAGCUCGAGCUCUCGGACGACGAGGACGACCACCCGGGCGCGCAGUUCAUCGAGGCGAACACGCUGCGGCGGAUCAAGCGGCAGUCGCACGAGCAAAAGACGGAGGAGAAGAACCAGAAGAUCCAAUCGCUGAUGGGCGAGAUGAAGGACGCGCUGAAGACGAUCGCCGCCGUCAAGCACGACGCCGGGGACGCGCCGCUGACGGAGGAGCAAGAGCUGGCGACGAGGGCGGCGCAGGAGAAGCACGACGCCGCGAGAGCGGCGAUCGACGCGGAGGAGAGAGAGCGGAAGUUCAACGCGGAGGAAUGGUGCCACGUCUCGAACACGUUCGACCGCUCGCUCGUCGGCGCCGCGUGCGUCGCGGACGAGGGCGAGGAGGAGUUGGAGUACGAGCCGUACGUGAAGAAGUACGGCGAGCAGCUCGAGGAGGUGGCGCGCGCGAACUUCAACGAUUACGCGGACAUGGCGGAGCACUUUCAGCUUCGAACGCAUCUGCUCACGGAGCACAGCAUGGGAUGGAUGCUUCUGAAGUGUCUCUUCCUGGAGAUGGACGGCAAGCGCGACGAGAUGCGAAUCGCCGCGAAGGUUGGGUACGCGCUGAAGUGCGUGCUAGACUUCGCGGAGGCGGGGGGGAAGACGAUGAAGGACGCGGCGCGCCCGUUCUUCACGAGGCUCGCGACGCACCCGGAGGUGCUGACGGAGUACCACAAGAGCCUCGACGAUUACGUCGAUAAGCUCGUACAGCGCGCGAAGGAAAAGAAACUCGAGGAGGAGGCGGAGAAGUUCGCGGCGCAGAGCUCGCUCGCGCAGGCGGCCGCGAUCGACGAGGUCCCGCGCGAAGAACGGCUGGGCCCCGGCGGGUUAGACCCCGUGGAAGUCUUCGACUCGUUGCCGAAGGAGAUGCAAGACGCGUUCGAGUCUGGGGACGUGGACAAGCUGCGGGAGUUCGUCAACGGGCUCUCGAUGGACGAGGCCAGGCAUCACAUGAGACGGAUGGUGGACGCUGGGUUGUGGGUGCCGAAGCCGGGGGAGGAAGGGUCCGCGCUGCAGCCGGGGCCGGACGCGACGGAGGAGGAUGAGGAGGAGGAGGAGGAGGAAGAAAAGGACGCGUGA
Molecule: messenger RNA, 1146 nt
Organism: Micromonas pusilla CCMP1545
Lineage: Eukaryota; Viridiplantae; Chlorophyta; Mamiellophyceae; Mamiellales; Mamiellaceae
Exons: 3
Coding region: 1-1146 (381 amino acids)
Biological process (GO): protein folding; protein stabilization
Cellular component (GO): cytoplasm
Molecular function (GO): protein kinase binding; heat shock protein binding; protein-folding chaperone binding
Source: RefSeq, a predicted model, not a curated record